This is a messenger RNA of Caretta caretta (loggerhead turtle), 2213 nucleotides long. RefSeq lists its product as uncharacterized. The record is from RefSeq and is a predicted model, not a curated record. NCBI's taxonomy places the organism in Eukaryota, Metazoa, Chordata, Testudines, Cheloniidae. Gene Ontology annotation, biological process: regulation of transcription by RNA polymerase II; cellular response to lipopolysaccharide.
UCACCCAACAGCUGACGAUGACGAGCAGCGCCGCUUCCUGGUUGCGAUCCACAGCGGGACCCAUGUGUGACACCACCGACACGGAGAGACCGGGGCGCUAGGGGCGUGACAUCAGGGGCGUGCCCCGCGGCGGCGGCUCCUUGCCCGGCACUCGGCUUCGCCCCUCCAGCGUGCCGGACAGCCCAGCCCCAGCCCCAGCCCCGAGCAUGGAGACGGGCCCCCUCCUCGCCCUGCCGCACGAUAAAGCAGAGCUCCUGCCUGAGCUGCAGAGAGGGGCCCCCACGCUGGAUUUCUGCCUAGAGCAGGGCCCCCGGCUGGCCAGAGCCCAGGAUGAUCUGUCUCUCAACAGGGAGGGCGCACCCCAAGUGCUCAGCGAGCCUGCCAUCUCCAACCAGCACAACUCAGAGGAGAUCGUCACCUACAUCUCGGAGAGCAUGACGGUGACCUCGGCUGACGAGGAGAAGCUGCUGCUGCUCAACAAGAACACAGAGCUGCGGCGCAUCAACAAGGAGCUCAUGAAGCUAAAUCAGGAGUGGGACCAAAUUUACCACACCACUACCCUGGGGCUGCAGCAGAAGAUGGGGGCCCUGCAGGAGGAGGUGGUCAUCCUCAAGCAGCAGACGGAGAGGCUCUCCAUGAAGCUUGAGCAUGAACAGAACAAGAGGGAGUACUACGAACAAACCCUCAUCCAGGAGCUCAAGAAGAACCAGCAUUUACAGGAGUACGUGAGGCAGCUAGAAGGCAGACAGCACCACGGCAGGGAGAAGAGGACCUCGGCUGGCUCCGAGGUAUUGGCAUCUGUGCCCUGGGAGGAAUUUGUAGAUGCUCAGUUCCUGCUUCCCAGGAAGAGCUUGAAGGAGAAUUCAUCCAAAAAGCAUGAAGAGGCCAGUCAGAAAGUGCAAGGGGGUGAGACCUACAAGCCCAGGAAGUGCAAGCACUUGGUCCACGUGAAUAAUAGCUCGGAUCCUGUGAAAGAGGUGACUGACUUGAAGGACCAGCUGGAGGCCUUGAAAUGCCAGACAGAAAUUUAUGAGGCGGAUUACAGGACAGAACACAAAGACCGGGAGCGAAUCAAAGCAGAGAACGAGAAGCUACGGAAGAAGGAGGAGGAGAUGAGGCAGCAGAUGGUACUUCUGAGAGAGCAGCUUAAGAUCUUUGAGGAUGACUUCAGGAAGGAGCGGUCGGACAAGCAGCUGCUUCAGCGCCUCCUGAAGAGCAAGGCCAGCCCCAAGGAGCCCAUCCUGGUUCAUCGCUGCAACAGCCAGGAGAGGCCAGUGGUACCCGCCUCGCCUGCGCACUCCACUGCCACCACAUCCAAGAGAGGCAACUGCAGCAAGCACUGUGAGAAGCACAGCCCCAAGCAGGGGGAGUGUGCCAAACACCAUUCGCGGGAUGCUGAGGCACAGGCAUCCCCAUUUAGCAGAGACUACUAGGAAGGAGAGUCAUGGAUCUUCCAGGUAGCACUUCUUAAGCUAACACACACGGUCUCUCCAGCAGUCACCUGCUGCUGGGUGCAUGUCUCCAGCCACAGGAACCAGCACUGCUCUCCUGCAGAGGCCAUCAGGACAUUCUUUCAACACCGUAGAUGCUUUCAGCAGCCACACCUUCCAUUGGUUAUAGCUCAGACCAAUCAGGGCUUGAGGUUUUGGCAGCCCCGUAGAGCAGAAGCCCAAGUUAAUUUACUUGCUUCCUCCCUAUUUUUCUCCAAGCUACUGAAAUAAGAAUGGAAGGUUUGUGCCUGGAUUGGAGCUCAUCUCUUAGAGCCAUCCAAGCACCUUCACCUUGUUCUGGGGCAUCACCAGCUUAAAUCCACCUUGCAAGUAAUUCUGGGGCAGGGAACGCUUGAUAAGAAGCACGUACGUUGCCCCCCACAUCAAGAGUGUCGAUAACAAAAGGCCCUUGGACAUUGUGGGGUGAUGCUAGUGUCUGGAAAGGGCUCAUCUCCCCGCCCUUGAGUCCUUAGCUGUAAGUCAUCCUAUAUUCUAGCAAUGCCUCCCAGUGCAGCUGCUGCUCCAACAAAGGGAUUUCAGCAGCUCCCCACUCCAGCCUCAAACUCAGCCAGCGAGGACUGGGGACAAUUGUUACCUUUAUUUAUUUUAACCAAUCUCCUAGAUCCCACAGAGUUGGUACUUUAUACAAGUGAUUAAAAAUAAAAUAAAUACAAAUGCCCUUGUUUCUUCUGCUUUCUAUGUACUUAUAAGACUCAAGAGCAA